Molecule: messenger RNA, 1143 nt
Organism: Ophidiomyces ophidiicola
Lineage: Eukaryota; Fungi; Ascomycota; Eurotiomycetes; Onygenales; Onygenaceae
Exons: 7
Coding region: 1-1143 (380 amino acids)
Biological process (GO): tRNA 5'-leader removal; tRNA 3'-end processing; endonucleolytic cleavage in ITS1 to separate SSU-rRNA from 5.8S rRNA and LSU-rRNA from tricistronic rRNA transcript (SSU-rRNA, 5.8S rRNA, LSU-rRNA)
Cellular component (GO): multimeric ribonuclease P complex; ribonuclease MRP complex
Molecular function (GO): ribonuclease MRP activity; ribonuclease P activity
Source: RefSeq, a predicted model, not a curated record
AUGUUCGACAUCGAAGAUCCCACGCUGAACAAAGAAAAAUGCCGUACUACAAUCGGCCAGUUUCCCCGUUCCAUUGAUCCACGACAGCCGCCAACCAAAAAAAUACCAUUAUCAGCGAUAUCAGGGCAUCCCUUUACGCAUUCGAUAGAGCUUCUUCUCCCAGAUGAGCUUUUUCAGACUACCUGGGAUGCAAUUUCGGCUAAGAUUAACCCCUGUGAAUAUGCGAAGGUGUUCAUGUCUCUGUUAGAUGUUAUUGAAGGUGAAUUCUUUAAUAAAUAUAUUAAGAUUGGUAAUAUCUUGAUGAUUUCAGAGGGAAGACACGGCGUGGAUAAUGUAUAUUCGCUUAAGGACGGUCUUCUUUCGUUAGAGCUAGAUAAAAACUCCUACGAACGCGCAGGUCUUGUAGGUAAACCAAUCCAAAGUGGAGGUAAAAAACAUGUGGUCACCAGAUACGUUGUUGAAAUAAAUCUUCGCCUCCCUUCAAUGCUCCACGGCAAAAAAGGGUUUGAUCGCAUUGUAUGGGCAUUUAAAAACGUUUUAAACUCAUCUGUUGCAUGGCUAUUUUGUGACUUAUCGUCAACAUCCAGCAUCUUAGGCGAGGAUGCACCUAUUAAGAAGCAUCAGCCCCAGAUAUUCCCUUGCACGUCUACGACGUCAUCUUUCCGUGAUAUCCUAGUACCCCCGCUUACCCCUUCAACGUUCGUUACAGACGAAGGUAGGGCGACAUCGGCGUUUAUUGAGACAUGUCAUGAGAUUCAAGAGUGGCUUGCUCUCGCUUUUUUGGACUCCCCACGUAUCCAUGCCAAUGACACGAUUGAUCAGUAUUUAAGUCGAUACUCGGUCCCGGACCAAGAGAACUGCACACAAACUAAUUUAGUGAAAAUCUCCUGGAAAGGAUUAAUCCCCAGUCCAUGGAUUAUACAAUUAUUCAUUGCUACUUUACAUAGCACCACUAAAUCUGAUUCUUGGUUUGCCUUCAAUUCAUGUGCUUUGGGUAAAAAAGCGAUUGAAGGCAAGGAUGGGUAUAUGAUACUAGGGUUUCCUCAAACAAAACUCACCUCCGCGAAUGAAGAAAAUCAAGCUUCAAAGCCAAGUUUUGUCUUUUGGGAGUAUACUGGUAGCCCAUGGUCAGCCAGUUCGUGA